AUGUCCCUACAUCAACAUGAUCAGGUCUACGAGUCGGCGGUGCAGGACUUGGAGAAGGAGAAACAGAUGGUCAAGGCCUUGAAACGGUUGUCGAUUGGGCACUUGAUGUCGUAUGAUCCCGACCUACCACCGGGGUCUUUUGACGAGAUCAACCCCUACGGCACAGCUGCUUCUCCAUCUAACUCGCCUCCAACGUCUCCGCAGAGGAAAAAAUCCUUGGGAAGACCGCAGGAUGACGACUCCAGCAUGCAUAGUCCUCCGCACUCGAAAUCACCGUCUCCAAACAGAUUCAAAACUUUGCAUCAGUCGAGUCCUACUCGAAAUCACAACCCUUUGGAGCGAUCAGCGUCAACCUCAACCUCAAACUCAAACUCAGGUCCAAAUUUGAGUCCAAACGCAACAGAUCAUUUAAACGCCGUCAAUAGAAGCAAAAGCACCUAUAAUGACAAUGCUAGCAUCAGCACUUCAGAAAGCCAGGAUGUCUUUUACGAUGCCUCGGAAGACCAGGUCUACGACGCGUCGGGAAGCCUCAUGUGGGUCCCGGCAAACAUGCACCCGCAGGUUGAUCCCGAGUCUUUUCGUACCUUGAUCAAAUCUCAAGUGGAAGAAAUACUCGACAAAAAAUUGGCUAGAAGCAAAUCCCUAUCGCGGAAAUCAACAUUAUCGCGCUCGUCUUCGCUUUCCGAGUCAACUCUUGAUGACACUACUGAAAUCAACUCAUCUACAAACUCAAAACCGCAUUCACAAUCGCAAUCUCCUGAAAAGGAUACUUCGGAGCACAACUCGGCAGCUUCAGCCUCGUCGAGGUCGACCUCGGCGUCCUUGUCCCCGCUGAAGGACCUGUCCAAGCGUGAACUGUGGUAUGGCAGCCAAAAGAGAAUCCUGAACCCUUCUUUAAAGGAAUUGACCUCGGAGUUGCAGCAAUUAUCGAAAAAGGCCGGCUUGGACAAGUCGGAUGCCAUCACCGUUGCAAGAACAUUAUCGUCAAACUCCCUAGGUUAUACGGAUGUGGAGAAGAUGGCAUUUGACGAACUCAGCGAGCGAGACGAAGAUGCAGCCGCCCCAAACACGCUAUAUUUGCAGCAGUGUUUGCAGCAGAAAUUCAACCAAUCGAUGGCUCGAUUGGAUGAGGACGAGCGCGAGCGUGACCACCAGUGCCAACACCAAAGCGAGCACGAGCCCGAAAAUAUUGCAUCCAAUGGCAUUACCAGUGCUCCCGAUGCCAGAAGUGGCUCCAACAAUUUUGCAUUAAAACGAAGCCGAAGAACUGAUUAUCGAAAGCGCGACCAUGAGGUGCCGGUCGCGCCCCUGCCAGUCAACAAACCAAAGCAAGCACCUCUGAUCAUGUUGCCCAGUAUCCCGCAAAAGAAACCCAAUUCAAGAAGCUCGCAAUAUCUAUUCAGUUACAAGAGACCGAGCGAAAAUCCAGCUAAAGUUCCAGUUUCGGUGUCAGGACCUGUUCCAGGAGCAGGACCAGGACCAGUUGCAGGAGGCAAGUCGACUGCACUCGAGUCUCCUCAAGCAUUCGACGUGUCCUCCAAAGAAACCUUGCGCGCGGGAAUGGGUCAUAGUGCAUACAUGUCUGAAGCGACAAAUGUCAACUUCAGUCGUACACCCAUGAAGAAAACAAACGAUCUUGUGCCAAUAUCGAAUCCAUCUAUGGCCUCUUCUGCGAGAAAUGCCAUUCCCAAUGCCGCUGCAACCACCACUACCACCACCACCACCAACAACAACAACAACAACAACAACAACAACAACAACAACAACAACAACAACAACAACAACAAACACAGGAUGUCGCGUGAAGCUUGGAUGAGAGACGAGCAACGCAAUCGACAAAGUUACAAUCAUCGCAGACAAGAAAGAAAUGCAACAAAUCCUCAAGCUCAAGUGCCAUCGCAAGUGCCAGCGCAAGUUCCAGCGCAAGUUCCAGCGCAACAGCAAGUGCGUCCUUCCCUGCCACUGCUCCUUGAUCAGCUGCAAUUGACGAAUGGCCACGGUCCACACGGCCUACACCAUCACAAAACCUCGCACGACUAUCGCCAAGAUGGUGGAUCACCACGUCCCCACCAUAAUUCACACAAAGCAGCCCCAACGAUUCAUGUCACGCCAUCAAAAAGAUAUAGAUCUACCGACAAGUUUGUAUCUGCAUCUAACUCCAACAAGAGUGAUUUCAUGGUGCAGAUCCUUAAAUCUUCUAGCCGGGCUUUACCAGCGACUCCCACGAAGAUCAUGGACGGCAACAAGGUUCAAAGUGGUGCGCCAAAGUUGAACGACGUCACGUCGAACCACACUCUUUCUCUUGAAAAACGGCAACCUUUGACCACAAAGAGCGCGCAACCGCGUUCUCAACAAUUGCGUCAAAACUUGGAUUUGUUACGAUCGGAAAUUAACGAAUUUAAGGAAAGUCUAAACAAAAGUGAGGAGCAACAACAACAACAGCAACAGCAACAGCAAAAACAGCAGCAGCAGCAACAACAACAACAGCAAGAACAACAUAAACAACACUAUCAGCCGGUAUUGCUUAAACAAAAAAAGAGAGAACAAGCCAAAUUCGAUGAUUAUUAUAGAGCUCGUUUGCGUGACAAUAGUCAUGAAAAGAAAAACAUCACCGAGCCUAAUCAAUUUCAGCAACUGCGGAAUCACCAAGAAGACCCCACUAGCGGAGGAGGGCAGCACGCACAACCUGAUAUCAGUUUCGAUUUGAGCUACCAAGACUUGUCAACUGACGAUCCGUUGGGCAUUGCAUCGGACUUUACCGCAGAGCCGCCGGGAAAACUGAGUGACCAUUUGGUUGAACAGGCGAUGGAUAGGCGGUUGCCAAUGGCGCAGUUGGCACCAGAUGCAGACAUGCAAACUGGGAUUUUCGCAGGUAUCCCCACGGUGGAAAAGGAUUUGUACUUUGUGGAUGAGACAGAUACCGACAUGAAGGGUCCUGAAAUUUUCACCCAGGAAACCAAAGAAGUUGUCAAAUUGGAGCCGGAGAGAGUCUCCCUCGCUUCGAUCCCUCAGCAAAAGUCCUCUUUUGACAAGCAGGCACCGGAGCCUGAAAAAGUGGAUCCUCAUUCUUCUGCUUCUGCUUCUGCUUCUGCUUCAGCAUCCGUCAAGUUGAUCUCAAAGGCAACCAAGGUCAACACCAAGCUUUUCAACAAGACAAGCGUGGAGAUUAUCGACUCUAACAACUACCAAGGCAAGAUCAAGUCUCACAAGAAACAACACUCUGAAAAGACUGAAGACGAGACGCCCGCUCCGAAUUUGAGGAAAAAGAAGUCGUUUGGAUUGUUGAGCAACCAACCUGCUGCAGUAGGAGAGGACCAGUCCAAAUUGAAGAAGAAGAAGAGCUGGAUCUGGUCGAGAGACAGAUCGGCUAGUUUAUCUUCGAUUUCAACCGAUGCGUCCAACUUGCCUCCUCUACCAGCCGACAAAUCUUACUCGAGGUCGUUCUCGAGCCCAGAAGUCGGUAAGGACUCGAGAGAGUCCAACUAUUUCGAACCCAACCACAAGAGGCUGUCCUCGUCCCACUCUGAGAAUGCCGAGCAUUCGGACAAGGAAAAUGUGCUCUCGAAAUUGUUCAAGAAGAGAUCGAAAGCUAAUUUGGUUUCAAAUACUGACGAGUCGUCAAACCAUGCAUCUCGCGAUAGUCUCGAGAUGGGUGUCACUGUUGACUAUGAAUCUGAUCAAGACAAACCUUUGAAGAAAAAAUCAAGUGGGUUGUUCAAGAAAAAGUCCAAGGCGAAAUUGAUUGAUCAUUCUAGUAAGGAAAAACUGAAACCGCUGAGUCUUUCAGCAAAGACGUUGGUUGCAGAAAGGAAGAUCUCCACGGAGCAAAAAGGAGCACCCGAUGUGCAACAACCCCAAAUGGAUUUGGAAAGCGAGGCGGCCAAUGAAAAACCUGAUGUUGUAGCAGCGGUUGUGGAUGAUAACCUGCCUCAGGUUCAUCGUUUUAGUUUGAAAGAGCUCCAGUCGAAUGGUGCUGCUGCUGGUGCUAGAGAAGGAACCAAAGAAACAAUUAAAAUUGUGGACGAGGAAGCGUUGCCCGUAAAGGCCCGAGACCAAUCGCCUAGUCCUGCUGCCACCUCACCCAUUGCAAUUUCACAGGUACAACAACAUGAUGACAAAGAUACGAACGACAAUGCGCAAGUGGAAGUUGUCCAAGUAGAUGAAGUUGAACUCGAUGAAAAGAAAAUGAUCAAGAAGAAGCUGACCUUGAGGAAGCACAAGCGCAACCGUCACAAGAAGAAGGACUCGCCAAAAUUAGGCGAACCCGUUUCGCCUACAAAAGCCAUUGCCGAGUCACCAGAAGCCCUUGCAGCAAAAGAACAACUUCAAAAACAGGACAUUCAAGAAAAACUCAAAAAAUCGAUACGCCGUACAUCAAAGGCAAAUCAGCCGAUUGAAUUUACAGAUUCGGCAUUUGGGUUCCCGCUUCCACCCCCGUCACAAUCAACCAUUGUGAUGCUCGAUUACAGGUUCCCCGUUCACGUUGAGCGUGCCAUAUAUCGUCUUUCGCACCUUAAGCUCGCCAAUCCCAAGAGAUCGCUUCGGGAGCAAGUAUUGUUGUCGAAUUUCAUGUAUGCGUACUUGAACUUGGUUGAUCAUACUCUUCAUAUGGAACAUAUAAGCGAAGAUGGAGGCAGCAGCAAAGCCGUGGGAGAAACUGAGCAAGAAGGAGCUGAAGUUGAGGAGAUCUCGCUUGCUAUGGGAGAAACUGAAGAGCACCACGAGAGCAUGAACGGGUUUGGUGGGAACGAGAUGAUUUUUGAAGAUGAAGAUAUGAUUAAUCCUGAAGCGUUUGAAAUGAGGAGAGCAAGUGACGAAUACGAGCAUGUCGACGAUAUUGAUGACUACGAUGAAGACGAAGAUGAAGAUGAAGAUGAAGAUGAAGACGAGGAUGGAGAUGAUGAGGAUGAUGAUGAUGAAGAUGAUGGUGAUGACGACGUUGAUGUUGAUGUUGAUGGUGACGUUGAUGGUGGUGCCGCUUCUGAUGCGAUUUCAAUUGACUUGGACGAGGACGAAGCAAAUAGAACCAAAGCUGGACCUUCACAAAAACAGACAGCGAUUUAUAGAAAUCCCGAAAUUACAGCAUAA
This is a messenger RNA of Lodderomyces beijingensis, 5088 nucleotides long. The record is from the annotation of a GenBank genome assembly. Lineage: Eukaryota; Fungi; Ascomycota; Pichiomycetes; Serinales; Debaryomycetaceae.